AUGUUCUGGACUAUCGGUUGCAUCUAUGGUGCCUCCUCCGUGGCAUUGGGCGCUUUCGGAGCUCAUGGAUUAAAGAAGCGGAUUGCUGACCCUUCCAAACUCGCAAAUUGGUCAACUGCUGCUCAAUAUCAGUUAAUUCAUAGCGGCGUCCUCCUGCUGGCUUCUUCCGUGGCGCCCAAGAACAGAGCUGCUGCCAUAUUAUUCACUGCAGGGAUGACUAUGUUUAGCGGCAGUCUGUAUCUGCUGGUUCUUGAUCCUCAGCGGUUCAGAGCCUUGGGUCCGGUGACACCCUUGGGAGGGUUGUGCUUGAUCGCCGGGUGGGGUGCUCUUGCUCUAGGAGGCAAGGGAAGGCUGAUCCGGUAG
Molecule: messenger RNA, 363 nt
Organism: Capronia coronata CBS 617.96
Lineage: Eukaryota; Fungi; Ascomycota; Eurotiomycetes; Chaetothyriales; Herpotrichiellaceae
Exons: 2
Coding region: 1-363 (120 amino acids)
Source: RefSeq, a predicted model, not a curated record